GCUCCAGCGCCUGUCCGGACGGCGGGGCUGCGGUGCCUGGGGGUGCCCGUGUCCCCUGGGGCAGGCCGGGCGGCGGCAGAGCGGGAGCGGCCGCGGCGCUCCCGGGGCUCCCGGCCCGGCCCUCCCCGUUCGCGGCCCCGUCGCCAGGAGACGGCGCGCGGGAGGAGCGGGAGGAGCGGGAGGAAGCGGAUCCGGCAUGGGAGGGCCGCGCGUGUCACUGCCGGCACCGCUUCCGGCGCCAUGGGCGUCCAGGGGCUCACGGGCUUCGUGGAGGAGCGCGGGGUGUUCUUCACCGAGCUGCGGGUGCGGGACACCAAGCUGGUCAUCGACGGCAGCAGCCUCUACCACCGCCUCUGCUUCGCCCCCGACGCCGACUUCCGGCGCGGCGGCGACUACGGCGCCUUCGCCGCGGCCGUGCGCGACUUCUUCGGCGCCCUGCGGGCCUGCGGCGUCGCGCCCUUCGUGGUGCUGGACGGCGGGCGCGGCGCCGAGGACAGGAAGCUGCCCACGCUGCGGGGCCGCGCCGCCGAGCAGCUGCGGGCGGCCCACGGGCUGUCCCGCGGCGCCGGCGGCCGCCUGGCGCCGCUGCUGACCCGCGAGGCCUUCGUGCAGGCGCUGGGCCGGCUCGGCGUGCCCUUCGUGCAGUGCUUCGCCGAGGCCGACCGGGAGAUCGCCGGGCUGGCCAACCGCUGGGGCUGCCCCGUGCUCUCCCUCGACAGCGACUUCUUCGUGUUCGACCUGGCGGGCGGCUACUGCCCGCUGUCCCACUUCCAGUGGCAGAGCGUGCGCGCCGCCGCGCCGCAGGGCUGCUACGUGCCCGCGCGCUGCUUCUCGGCCGAGCGCUUCUGCGGGCACUUCGGGCGCCUGAGCAAGGCGCUGCUCCCGCUCUUCGCCGUCAUGCACGGCAACGACUUCGUCGGCCUGGAAGCGCUGGAGGCGUUCUUCAGCAAGGUGCGCCUGCCGAGGGGCUGCGCGGCGGGGCGGGGCGGCAAGCACCUCCGCCUGCAGGGGCUGCUGAACUGGCUGGCGCAGUUUGCGGAGCCCGCCGAGGCCGUGGACAACGUGCUGAAGUACCUCAAGAAACACCAGAGGGAAGAAAUACGGGAGAUUCUGUGCGCUUCAAUGGAGGACUAUGCUCCGUCUGACGUGAAUCUCGAGGACUUCUUUCAGAAUGGGAGCUAUGAGUGCGAGGCUGCCAGGAAAGCAGACGUGCCGCAGUGGGUACUUGAUGCUUUGUCGAAAGGUAAGCUGGCCCCGUUCGUCAUCAAUGCCCUGAUACUUAGAAGUACCUUCCUCCGCGUUCAGGUGGAGAACAUGCAGAGACCCAGUGCUCAUAGCACAGCUUUGCCCAUCCGACAAGUUAUCUAUGGACUGCUUCUGAGAGUAUCUCACAGUACUGAAGAUGCCUCUCCAAGUAAGCAGACCAGCGAGCUGCCCAUUGUAUGUGAAUUUGACAGAUGCCAAAAGACGCUUAAAAAAACAUCUGUUCAAGCAGCAAGCCUACCCCCAGGUUUUUGUGAUGAUCGUUUUCCUUUGGACAAGUUAAUGGAGGUGCCUGUUUCAUGCCGUCAGAUGCUUUUGCUGGAGACUCUGGGAGUGAAAAUGAGUUUCCUAGAACCUCUCCCAAGUCAUUUACAACUCCCUGUUGCUGUAACGUGUUACUGGAUACGUUGUUCAGAACCAAAAGUUAAGCUGAACCAAUUAAAGGCUCUGCUUCUAACGAUAGUUUCUGGAGAACUGCAGAGGAUAACCGAUGAUCCAGAUCCCACAGUUCUACCUGCUGAAGAUGACUGCGUUGCAUAUAACGAAUUUCUAAAAUGGAAGGAAAAGAAAUUGCAAAAUAACGACUUUGAUUUAGAUGCUGCACACAGUUUUUGCCAGUGGCAGUGCUGUCUUCAGAUGGGAUUGUAUCUCAACCAGCUACUUGGUACUCCUCUCUCUGAGCCAGACCUCAGUAGGCUUUACACUGGGACCCUUGUGCACCGACUGUAUCAAGAGCUUAAAUCAGCACCUUCAGUGGAAAAUCUGUUUAUCUUAUCUACAAAAAUGGCUCAGCUUUAUCUGGUUUUGUUAAAUACAGUGGAGUCAAUAGUCUCUCCAGACUUCUUUCAGAAGAUGAACAAGACCAGAUCAGAGUCCUGCAAAAAGAGGAAAGCAUCUAGUAAGAAAAAAACAGCCACCCGAUGUGCUGUGCCAGAAACUCAGCAUUUGUGCAAUGUUAACAGGUUUGCAGCACUGGAAGUGGAUGACUGAAAGCACUAUUCUUGGAAUAACUUCUAAUGCCAUGCUGAUGAAAGAAGUAACAUUAAAAUAUGUCACUGUAUUGGAGUUUGCUCAACUGUUUUCACACAGGUUCCUGAUUCAAUCUUUACCAAACACCUUGGUUCAGGGGAUUUUUAUGUACCUUUUUGUAACUUACAUUUUGUCACUUUACAUUUUGUAACUUACUUUGUAUAAAAGAAAUGCUGUCUAAAAGUUGUGGCGUUUUCUUUUUCUUUACGGGUAUCAGUCUAAUUGAAAAUGAGAGCAAAGUCAUUUAGCAUUUCAAAGGAGGCCUAUUUUAGAGAAGUUCUUUUCCUGAACAUUUAUAGUUGGCUUUGCCUCAUCUCCCUGAAUACUUCAUUUACAAAACAUCCAACUGUAAAGUUUGUGUUUGAGGAACACAGUGGUCACAGUCUAACAGCCGAGAUUAAAAGAGAAAUUGACAGGUUUAAAAAUAGUGGAAAGUCAGUCAUUACUGGUAGAGUACUUUUACUUGCAGGGAGAGGUAGCUUUGCUCAGUGACAACUGAGUAAGUUGUGCUUGCAGUAUUACAGGUUCUGACAGUACUCAGGGAGAAACUUCAGAUUUUAUUUCUACCCCUUCCGCCUGUGAUGUGUUAAAAAAAGACUUACAUGCCCACACAAAGCUGUCACAUGGGAGCAAGUUUCUACAGGUUUGCUAAUUCUCAGUAGUUGUCAUAGUAAUUGUGUACAAUCCUCUGCUAUUGAGCUGCUGCCACUCUUAUUCUUUCUACAAUGGCUGUUCUGACUUCCUCCAUGUACACUAAUUACUUGAUAAACCCCUGCUAUCUACACGGUAAUACUGAGAAACAAUUUAUGAAUUUUCUUUUAAAAUCCUACAUCAUCUAUUCCUCAGUGCUUUGCAUUAGCAAACUUUCCAUCCUAUUUAGUUUAUAUAAACACUUCUAUUAUUAAACUAUUGGUUUU
Molecule: messenger RNA, 3209 nt
Organism: Motacilla alba alba
Lineage: Eukaryota; Metazoa; Chordata; Aves; Passeriformes; Motacillidae
Gene: ASTE1
Product: asteroid homolog 1
Exons: 4
Coding region: 241-2253 (670 amino acids)
Source: RefSeq, a predicted model, not a curated record